Molecule: messenger RNA, 3182 nt
Organism: Cololabis saira (Pacific saury)
Lineage: Eukaryota; Metazoa; Chordata; Actinopteri; Beloniformes; Belonidae
Gene: ece1
Product: endothelin converting enzyme 1
Exons: 18
Coding region: 403-2703 (766 amino acids)
Biological process (GO): peptide hormone processing
Cellular component (GO): plasma membrane
Molecular function (GO): metalloendopeptidase activity
Source: RefSeq, a predicted model, not a curated record
CCGUUUUUUGUCUCGUGCCAUUUGCGUAGGCUGGCCUGCAAAAGGGAGAUCAGGAAGAGCUUGGGAGAGAAACCCACGAGGAGAUCUUACCAGGACUUUCGGAAGGAGGUUUUUUGUUUUUUUGUUGUAGGUGUUGCUUUUAUAACCCUGCCUGAAGCCAUGGGGGCUGUGAAGGUUGUUCAUAAGAUUAAAGGGAGCAGAAAAGAGCUUUCAAAAGAGAAGAUUGACACUGUUUUUUAGAGGGAAACUCAGCUUAAGUGUAAAUCAGAUAAACCAGAUUCUACCUGAUGGAGUUUAAAGGGCAACUCUGCUCUGAAACCUCAGAGACGGUUGAGAAAUAGACGUCACUCUCAGAAAGCCUCACACACACAUGACCGGGAGAAGACUUGGGCUUGAAGGAACAUGGAAGCACUGAGAGAGUCGUUUCUACAUUUGACUUUUCAGAUGUCAACGUACAAGAGAGCCACGCUGGAUGAGGAGGACCUCGUGGACUCGGCAGGUGACGACGUCUACCGGUCAUCCCCCAUGCAGGUGACUCUCCUACAAGGCCGCGGCACCACAUGUUUUCCCGGGAAGACGCAGAGGGAGAAGAAGCUGCUGCUUUUAGUGUGUGCGCUGUCCGCCGUCCUGCUCAUAUCCCUCAUUUGUUCGGGAGUUUUCUACAAACAGGCUCACCCGGGCUUCUGCCUGACGGAGCCGUGCAUUAGUGUGGCCAGCACGGUCAUGGGGGCCUUGGACAGAUCCGUGGACCCUUGUCACGACUUCUACAACUUUGCCUGCGGGGGCUGGGUCAAGAAUAACCCCCUCCCCGAGGGGAAGUCCCGCUGGGGGCCUUUCAGCAACCUCUGGGAGCACAACAUGCUUGUAAUGAAGCAUUUAUUAGAAAACACAACGAUGAAAGGCUUGAGUAAGGCUGAGGAAAAGGCCCAGCGGUAUUAUGAGGCCUGCAUGAAUGAGACCAAGAUUGAGGAAUUAGGAGCGAAGCCUCUACAGGAACUAAUCAGCCAGAUAGGAGGAUGGGGUCUGACUGAAUCCUGGAACAAGGACAACUUCCAGGAGGUUCUACGGACGGUAUCGGCGAGCCUGCGCACCUCUCCUUUCUUUACCGUGUUCGUCAGCACCGACUCCAAGAACUCCAACAGCAACGUCAUCCAGGUGGACCAGUCCAGCCUGGGUCUGCCGUCGCGGGAUUACUACCUCAACAAAACGGCCAAUGAAAAGUAUCUCACGGCGUACCUCAACUUCCUGGUGGAGUUAGGCGUUCUCCUGGGUGGCUCGGAGGAGACGUCUCGGACCAUGAUGGAGGAGGUUGUGGGCUUCGAGACCGCCUUAGCCAACAUCACAGUUCCUCUAGAGGAGAGAAGGGAUGAGGAGCUCAUCUACCAUAAAAUGGAGGCCAAAGACCUGAAAGAGCUGGCUCCUGCUGUGGACUGGAUGCCGUUUCUCACAGAAGUCUUCACGCCUGUGCCGCUUAACGAGACAGAGCCCGUGGUUGUUUAUGCCAAGGAAUACCUCCAGAAAGUGUCUGACCUCAUAGCUGAAACAAAUAAAAGCCUACUUAACAACUACAUGAUGAUGAAGGUGGUGAGAAAGAUGGUGUCCGUUUUAGACCAACGGUUCCAGGAUGCAGAGCAGCACUUCCUGGAGGUCAUGUACGGCACUAAGAAGAGCUGCACCCCACGUUGGAAGCUGUGUGUCAGCGACACCGACAGCGCCUUGGGCUUUGCUCUCGGAGCCAUGUUUGUCAAAGCCACUUUUGAUGAGGACAGCAAAGCCAUUGCGGAAGACAUGGUGGGUGAAAUUAAAUGGGCCUUUGAGAAUAGCCUGAAGUAUGUGAGCUGGAUGGACUCGGAGACAAAAAAAGCAGCAAAAGAAAAGGCGGAUGCCAUAUACAACAUGGUUGGAUAUCCAGAGUUUAUCAUGAACGCCACAAAGCUGGACAAAGUGUUCAAUGAUUUCGUGGUGGUGCCAAAACUUUACUUCCAGAAUGUCAUGCAGUAUUACAACUUCUCGGCCAGAGUGACUGCAGACCAGCUGAGGAAAACCCCCAACAGAAACCAAUGGAGCAUGACCCCUCCGGCUGUAAAUGCCUAUUACAACCCGACCAAGAACGAGAUGGUUCUGCCAGCGGGAAUCCUUCAAGCUCCUUUCUAUAGUCGCACGUUGCCCAAAGCUCUUAACUUUGGUGGAAUUGGAGUGGUUAUGGGUCAUGAAUUGAUUCAUGCUUUCGAUGACCAAGGAAGGGAGUACGACAAGGAUGGAAACUUGCGCCCCUGGUGGAAGAACUCUUCUGUGGAGGCAUUCAAGAAGCAAACCCAGUGCAUGAUAGAGCAGUACGGCAACUACAGCAUCAACCAAGAACCUCUGAAUGGAAAGCACACACUGGGGGAGAACAUUGCUGACAACGGCGGACUGAAGGCUGCUUAUAAGGCUUACGUGAACUGGGUCGAGAAGAAUGGAGAGGAAGCCACGCUGCCUGCGGUGGGAAUGACGAACCAUCAGCUGUUUUUCGUCGGGUUUGCACAGGUAUGGUGCUCUGUCAGGACGCCUGAGAGCUCACACGAGGGGGUAAUCACGGAUCCUCACAGCCCGUCAAGAUUCAGGGUCAUCGGCACCAUUUCCAAUUCACGCGAAUUCUCAAAGCACUUUGGUUGCAAAGCAGAUACUCCCAUGAACCCGAAACAUAAGUGUGAACUCUGGUGACGCCUUGUUCCUCAGUGCUCUUUUCCAACAAGGAGAGGAAUGGGAAAAAUAGCAUGAGACACGGACACUGACAAAGUCUUUGUGGACUGAGAUGCGAGAAUCACUGAAACCCUUAAUGCCACACCACUUAAUGCUUAUCAGGCUCAUUACCAGGAUAAAAUGUGCCUGCUUUGUAUGGGCUUUUUGCAAUCUUCAGUGCUUCACCGCAACAACUUGUCUUAGUAACAGCUUCCCUCCAGCACCUAAGUUAAAUGUAUAUCUAUAAAUGUGUUUUUCUUUUUUUCAACACUGGAAACCCAACAGAUGAUAAAUAAGCAAAGUACACUUUCUAUUUUUUGUUCAUGUUACUUUUCUCUUUGAUCUUCUCUGGUUUAUUGUGUUCUAUUUAUAAUUAUAUUUUUUAUAAACAAUGUACCAGGGACCUGCAAGAUUUUUAACUGUGAUUUAAAAAAAAUAAAAUAAAAAACGUUGUCUGAUAA